UAUCUUUAAAAUCUCAUUGUAGAUCCCGCCUUAAUGUUUUGAACAUGCUUGAUAUUUUUUAAGAUAAAAGUUGAUUAUAGAUAUCGAUAAAUAAUUCUCAGAGUCCAAAGUCUGAUGGUCUGAAGUCCAUAGAAAUAAUUCUUCCUGAAUCAUUGCUGAAAUUUAUUCGCACCAGUUCGAAGUAUAAAAUACAGGACGUGUUCGAAAAUUCAUAUAACAAGUUUUUGCCAGUGCGAUUCUUGCGAUCCUCGUGAUUGAGUGGUAAGAGCUAAUUACCGUGGACCAUUAUCGGCGUUUAUUUGUUUAGAAGAAUAAUUGAAGCUUGAAAAUGUUGAAGGGUGUUGUAGCUUUGGUAACUGGUGGUGCUUCUGGGCUAGGACGUGGCACUGUGGAAAGGUUUGUCAAGCAAGGUGCUAAGGUAAUUGUUGGUGAUUUACCUACUUCAAAAGGUAAAACUGUGGCUGAUGAAUUAGGAGAAGCCAAUGCAGUAUUUGCACCUAUGGAUGUAACUUCGGAGUCUGAUGUCCAGGCUGCUCUUGAUCUUACAAAACAGAAAUUUGGUAAGCUUGACGUUCUCGUCAACGCCGCUGGUAUCGCCAUAGCCUUUAAGACAUAUAAUAGUAAUAAAAAACUUCCUCAUAAUCUGGAGGACUUUGCAAAAGUUAUCCAAGUCAAUACCAUUGGUACUUUCAACGUUAUUCGCCUCUCUGUUGGUUUAAUGAUUGAAAAUACUCCCAAUCAAGAUGGUCAAAGAGGUGUAAUUGUCAACACUGCAAGUGUCGCUGCUUUUGAUGGUCAAAUAGGACAGGCUGCUUAUUCUGCUUCAAAAGGAGCAGUCGUAGGGAUGACUUUACCUAUCGCCCGCGAUCUUUCCAAGGAUGGAAUUCGUGUCGUAACAAUUGCUCCAGGACUCUUUGAUACUCCGUUAUUAAGAGCGCUGCCAGAAAAGGUACGAAUUUUUUUGGCGAAAAGUAUACCGUUUCCUCAAAGACUGGGAAAUCCUGAUGAGUAUGCCAUGUUGGUACAACAGAUCGUUGAAAAUCCAUUACUAAAUGGAGAGAUAAUUAGAUUGGAUGGUGCUUUACGAAUGCAAGCUUAAAGGAUUAUUAAUUUUUUUUUCAUACCAAUAUAAAAUUACUGUGCUGAAGAUUUUUCUUGAAUUUCUCUUAAUGGGUGCAUUCAAUACAACGACCGCUCACUAAGCACUUAUCUGUUUUUGGUUUAAAUUUUGUAUAUUUAACGGAAUAUGCUAAUCAGAUGCAAGAGCUUAUUAAAUCACUAAGCUACAUCUAAUCUCUUUUUGUAUACACACACACACACAAAGAAAUUAAAGUAGCGAGAGAGAGAGAGAGAGAGAGAGAGAGAGAG
Molecule: messenger RNA, 1368 nt
Organism: Cyphomyrmex costatus
Lineage: Eukaryota; Metazoa; Arthropoda; Insecta; Hymenoptera; Formicidae
Gene: scu
Product: hydroxysteroid 17-beta dehydrogenase 10
Exons: 4
Coding region: 329-1099 (256 amino acids)
Biological process (GO): estrogen metabolic process; fatty acid metabolic process; androgen metabolic process
Cellular component (GO): mitochondrion
Molecular function (GO): estradiol 17-beta-dehydrogenase [NAD(P)+] activity
Source: RefSeq, a predicted model, not a curated record